Molecule: messenger RNA, 1808 nt
Organism: Vespa mandarinia (Asian giant hornet)
Lineage: Eukaryota; Metazoa; Arthropoda; Insecta; Hymenoptera; Vespidae
Gene: Nasp
Product: Nuclear autoantigenic sperm protein
Biological process (GO): DNA replication-dependent chromatin assembly; CENP-A containing chromatin assembly
Cellular component (GO): nucleoplasm
Molecular function (GO): histone binding
Source: RefSeq, a predicted model, not a curated record
CAUCGUGUUCACAUAGAAAUUGUCCUCUUGUGCCGGUUGUUGCUGGUUGAUUAUCUGUUUCUCGUAACGGUUCGAAAGUAGAUAGUUUUCGUUUGAAUUAAAGAAAUAUAUACAUAUACGUGUAUCAUUAAAACAUUAAUUGUUUUCUUUGAAAAUAACGAAGAAAAAUCGUUUGUUGUUGACCUGUCUUGUGGCUUCUUGUUUAUUUUCAUAGAAAAAGCAAGAUGGCCGAUAUCGCAGACAACGUACCAUUCACCGAUCCUGCAACCGCGAUUUCUCAGGGUAGGCGACAUCUUCUUGUACGUGAUUACACGAUGGCCGUGACUGCACUUGCCCAGGCUUGCGAAUUGCUAGCAAAGAAGCAUGGUGAUACGGCGGACGAGUUAGGCGAACCGUAUCUUCUCUAUGGACGUGCACUCCUAGGUCUCGCUAGAGAGGAGACUGGUGUUUUGGGAGGAGGAAUACCGGGUUCUGAGGAAGCUCAAGGUGAGGAAGAUGCAGAGGACGACGACGAAGACGAUGAGGAAGAUGAAGCUGAAGAGGAAAAGCUGAGUAAAGUGGAUGAAAAAGAAGAGGAGGAGGAGGAGGAGGAUGAGGAGGAAGAAGAGGAAGAAGAGGAAGAAGAAGGGGAAGAUGAAGAUAAGAAAAAUAAGAAAAAUGAAACCACAAAGACAACUACCGACGAUGGCUCUUCGAAGAAAAAUGUGAAGGAUGAACAAGAUAAAGAAAUUAAGGAAGAAGAUGUAAAAAAGAAAGAACAUGAUGAAAAAGAAAUGAAAACCUCAUCAGAACCUGAAAGUGAGAAUAUUCCUAAAAAUAAUGAAACCACCGAUGCUUUGGCAACUUCAUCGAAACAGCAAAACGGAAAAAUACAAGAAAACGGUCAACACGAUAAUACCGAGGAUAUAACUAAAGAUGAAGAAGAGGACGAGGUAAACAAUCUUCAGGUCGCUUGGGAGGUGCUAGAAUUAGCAAAGUUAGUAUUGCUGAAGCGAGGACCACCAGGAUGGAAAUUAUUGGCCGAUUCCUACCGAUUACUUGGGGAAGUAGCCAUGGAAGGAGGAAAUCACAAAGGAGCACUCAACGAUCUACAAGGAUGUUUGAAUCUAUUAGAGAAGAUCGAUCCACGCGAGCCUAGAGCUAUUGCUGAAAUUCAUUAUCAAUUGGGAUUAGCUCAUUCCUUGGGAAAUGAUUUUGAUUCUAGCAUAGAAGAAUUUAAUAAAGCUACUAUGCUUUUGGAAUCUCGUAUAAAGGAACUAGAAGCGAUCACUGAACCACCAAAGACUGACGAUCCUUUUUAUACCGUCGAGGGAGAGAUCCAAGAACUGAAAGAUCUCCUUCCAGAGAUUCGAGAGAAGAUCACAGAUAUGCAAGAUUUUAAACAGGAAGCUUGUAAGCUCGUUAUAGAAAGUCUUAAAAGUGAAGUUUCACGUGGUAGUUCGAAUGGUGCUGGACCUAGUUCAGAUACGUCAUCAUCAUCGGCUAGUAGCUCGACGAAUCAAAAAAUAUUAAAACCAGCUAGCGAUAUAUCGCAUCUCGUGCGAAAAAAGCGUAAGAAUGACGAGCCUGAAACGGAAGUCUCUUUGCCGCCAUGCAAAAAACCCACACCCGAAAAAACUGUCUGAACGUAGAAAGUUUUAAUGAUUACGGUUUAAAUAGCUAUUACGAACUUUCGCGAGACUUUCGUUGGGUGAACUAGAUUUUGUUAUACAUUAUAUUUAAUAUAGGACGAAAACAAAACUCAGUUUUUAUUUCAAUAACAAUGCCUCGAGCUUUUUAUUAUUUUUAGAAUUCUCUUUAAUAUUUCU